UGGGUGGGGCUUGGUGAGAGGAAAGAGAGGGAAUGGAGAGGGAAAACAGGGUGAUGUGUGUGCUGCGAAUUCAAAGCUGGGUGGGUCUACAGUGUUUCACAUUCCCAAAUAACUCGCGCGCCGUGCGUUAAAGCGCUUUCAGUUUUCAGAAGGUCACAAUGUUGAUGCUGGCUGGAAUCGUCGUUCUGCACAUUACUACCAUCAUCCUGCUUCUGGUGGCCACCAUUGAUAAUGCUUGGUGGAUCACGGACUCGAUAUCAACCGACUUGUGGGGCAAGUGGGUGUUGACGAAGUCAGAGUGGCAUUACACCAACCUGAUAAACUACCCAGACGAAUACCUCCAGACGGUGCAGGCUACUUCGGUGCUGGCCUGUAUUUUUGCCACCCUGGCCCUGUUUGUGUUUGUGGCUCAGCUGUUCACCCUACCCAAAGGCCAGAGGUUCACCUUCACUGGCAUUUUACAGCUAAUCGCCUGCCUGUGUAUAAUGAUAGCUGCCUCGAUCUACACGGCCGAGUUUCACACCAGCGAGUCGGAGGGAGGGUACGGCCACUCCUACGUCCUGGCAUGGAUCUCCUUUGUCCUCACCUUCCUCCUAGCGAUCACCUACCUCGUCCUGCGGAAGAAGAGUGAGUGAGAGCAUAGAAGGAAUGAGGGCAGGGCUCAUGUUCCUCUGACUGUGGGGAAUUAAAGAGUAGGAUUUAUUUCAAAUGUGGAAGAAAAGAGAAAACAACUUUGCUGUACACCAUCUACAGCGAGGAACAUGGGGAAACGUUCAAAUGCUAACACGAGCCAUUUGUUUAUAUUUUGAAUAUUAUGAAUUGAAAUGGAUCACAUGCUAACAUUACAUGAAAGGCGGAAACUUUUCCUUUUCAUAGAUUUCGAUUUCUGGCACAGGGCACAAAAAUAGAGUUUUGAUAAGGAGUGUGCGACCUCAAACAGUGCUAACUUCACAGCAGUUUACCCAUAAAAUAACUAACAAAUCAGGUUUUUCUAUCAACUUUUAAAUAGUAGUUACAUAUAGAUCCAUCAGUGCUUUAAAGGGAACAGUUUGACAUUUUGGGGAAUGGUCUUGCACGCUUUUUUGCCGAGCGAUGACAACGCUGACACCACUCUGUCUGUCUGUAAAACAUGAAGCUACAACCAGCUGCUGGUUUAGCUUUUAUAUCACUUGAAAGCUCACCAAGUAGUGCCUUAUGGCUUGUUUAUUUAAAUUAGACCAAAAAUAAAAGUGUAAAAAUCACAAGUUGUGGUUUUGCAGGCAGUUGUGCAGGAAUAUUUCUAAACUGGGUGCAAAAAAAUAAGAAAAGGAGGCGGUAGUAGAUGGAUUUUGUAACCUGUAUACAGUCAGACAAGCUCUUUUCACAUUUCUAGUCUUAUUACUGAAGUUAACUGGCUGCUGGCUGUAGUGUCAUAUUAAGCAUACAGACUGAGGAGUGGUAUUGAAAAGCAAUGGAGUCUACGCUUUUAAAGUUAUGGUAAAAUGUAAAUAUCCUCAAUAAAAGCCCUCGUGUGAUAUUGUAGUUAAAAAUAUUUUGAAGUUUGUUAUAAUCAUGUUAUGAGGCUGACAGUUACUACUGCAGCUUUCCAGAGUGGAGGAGUGAAAAGAAAAUACUGUAUCUGAGAAGGUACAGCAUUUUGGCAAAACUACAGCAAUCCUGUUGUAGCACUUGAACAAUCAGGAAAGACAAGCCUUAAUUUACAGUACAAGUAGUUUUAUUAUGUAUCAUUAUUCUACAACUGAAGUAUAGUGUAUCCUUUUUUAAAUCUAUGUACAUUGUAACCAUUAUAUUUUUGUAGCAUUUUGUAUUGACUGUCUUUUAUUAACCUUGUCUGAUUUUGUGUCUGUAUUUGGCUGCUAUGAUCAGAAAAGUACAUGCAUUUGUACAAGUGAACAAAAAGUGAACCAGGGAUGGAGGACAAUGGUGUUUCAUUUCACCAUGAUACAGAACUAUGCAACAGAAGGAUUUGUUUGUUAUUUACAUUGGAAUUUUAAGCCAUAUCGUUUAUUAAUAAAACCAAAUAUAACACAAAGCA
Acanthochromis polyacanthus (spiny chromis) is the source of this 2035-nucleotide messenger RNA. RefSeq names its product epithelial membrane protein 1 (gene emp1a). The record is from RefSeq and is a predicted model, not a curated record. Gene Ontology annotation, cellular component: plasma membrane. NCBI's taxonomy places the organism in Eukaryota, Metazoa, Chordata, Actinopteri, Pomacentridae. The transcript has 5 exons. The coding region runs from base 159 to 635 and encodes 158 amino acids.